Molecule: messenger RNA, 804 nt
Organism: Leptinotarsa decemlineata (Colorado potato beetle)
Lineage: Eukaryota; Metazoa; Arthropoda; Insecta; Coleoptera; Chrysomelidae
Product: cationic amino acid transporter 2
Biological process (GO): L-ornithine transmembrane transport; L-arginine import across plasma membrane
Cellular component (GO): plasma membrane
Molecular function (GO): L-arginine transmembrane transporter activity; L-lysine transmembrane transporter activity; L-ornithine transmembrane transporter activity
Source: RefSeq, a predicted model, not a curated record
UCAAAUCUUUAUCCAAAGUUAACUCAGUUACGAAGACUCCCUUGAUUGCUACUAUUUGCUCGGGAGCGGUGGCAGGUGUGAUAACAACUUUCAUAGAUCUGGCUCAACUUGUGGAUUUUAGCACAAUUGAAUCAUUAUUGUCAUACACUAUUGUACCUGUGUCCGUGCUCGUUUUAAGGUACAAGGCAACUGAUGAGAUCAAAUUGGAGGUUUCUGCAGAAGAAAGUAUAAUCCCUAAAUCGAAUAUUAUCCAAAAAUUAUUCAAUUUGAAUAACCAAACAGCUUCAACGAAGGAAACGUCACAUAUAGCCAACUGUGCUAUUUUGUUAUACGUUCUAACUGCAUUUUUCUUCACAUGGAUAUUGGUUCACGGAGUUAGCGUUCUCCCAGAAGUUAUGUAUUACAUUUGCCUGUCAUUUACAAUAAUUGGAUUACUACUGCUGAUAAUCAUAAUGUUGAGGCAACCGGAAUCUAAUGCUACAUUACAUUUCAAGGUGCCAUGCUCACCCUUCAUUCCGUGUGCAAGCGUGACUUGUAAUAUAUACUUAAUGAUGCAACUCAACUUGUUUACAUGGAUUGGAUUUGUAUCGUGGUUAGUAAUUGGUUCUUUAGUAUAUUUUGCCUAUGGAAUGAGGCAUAGUGAAGAAAAUCUCGACAAAUAAAGAAAACAUGUGAAUUGUUUAUUUUAAUACGAGCUGUAUUGAAAAUAACCUGAUAACCUGCAUCUGAAUAGUGGUAAAAAUUGCAUUAAUGUUAUUGUUUUUGUGAGCCACAUUAUUUAAGAAUAAACAAUUAACUAAGUGA